Messenger RNA from Galendromus occidentalis (western predatory mite), 513 nucleotides. RefSeq names its product protein FAM219A. Bases 1 to 513 code for a protein of 170 amino acids. The record is from RefSeq and is a predicted model, not a curated record. Lineage: Eukaryota; Metazoa; Arthropoda; Arachnida; Mesostigmata; Phytoseiidae. The transcript is spliced from 4 exons.
AUGGAAGAUUCCGGAAUCGAUUCCGACUCCCGCAAAGGACUUCAUGAUGACGCUGAAAGCAACAGCAGCGACAGUGUCAUCGACGGAGCCGACGGUAGAGGGGAUUCUUACGUAGCUCUACAAACGACGGAUCCUGAUGCAGAGGGAGCCGAAACGAACAAGCGGCCCAGGAAGAACCGGUCGCAGCUCCACAAACGUUUAGAGAAACAUCUCGAGUCUGCCAAACGCAUCCGAUCAACUCGGGGUACCGAGGAGUCCAAAUUAGAAACCAAAGGGGUUCCUAUAGUUAGUGAGGAGCGGGUCGAGAAACCUUUGGUGCACUGGGAGAAUGAAAGUGAAGACGAAUUCAUUCCGCCGCCGCUGAGUCGGGCAGCGGCACGGGAACUGACCCAACAAUUGAUACGAGAAGGUUAUGAUCUACAAUUUAGAGAAGAGGAAGACGAAUUGGACCUCUUGCCCCCAACAACGACUCGCAAGGGCGCGUGUUGCGGCCAUGUAUGUGUGAUAUCCUGA